Molecule: messenger RNA, 2130 nt
Organism: Haemonchus placei
Lineage: Eukaryota; Metazoa; Nematoda; Chromadorea; Rhabditida; Trichostrongylidae
Source: the annotation of a GenBank genome assembly
AUGAGUGACGAUGAGGAGCCGGUGUCGGGAAACAAGCCGUUGCGCUUGCCCAAGAAGGCGGCAAAAGUCAAAAAUAAGGCUCCUGCUCAACUGCAAAUCACAGCUGAGCAGCUUCUUCGUGAGGCAAAGGAGCGUGAAUUGGAGCUGAUUCCAUUGCCUCCUAAAACGAAGAUCACUGAUCCCGACGAGUUAGCGGAAUUCCAGCGAAAGAAGAGAAAAGAGUUUGAGGAUGGAAUCCGAAAAAAUAGGAUGCAAAUCGCAAAUUGGAUCAAAUAUGGGAAAUGGGAAGAGUCAAUCGGUGAAAUUCAACGUUCACGAUCAGUAUUCGAACGAGCUCUUGACGUUGACCAUCGUUCAAUCACUAUAUGGUUACAGUAUGCUGAAAUGGAAAUGAGAAGUAAGCAAAUAAAUCAUGCACGAAAUAUCUUUGAUCGUGCUGUUACGAUUCUGCCUCGAUGUAUGCAGUUUUGGCUGAAGUACUCCUACAUGGAGGAAGUGGUCGAAAACGUUCCUGGUGCAAGACAGAUCUAUGAACGAUGGAUGGAAUGGGAACCAGACGAGCAGGCAUGGCAAACGUACAUCAACUUCGAAUUGAGGUACAAAGAAAUUGACCGAGCACGUUCGAUAUACCAGCGCUUCUUACACGUCCAUGGAACGAAUGUCAACAAUUGGAUCAAGUAUGCCCGAUUCGAGGAGAAGCAUGGCUAUAUAGGCAAUGCUAGAGCGGUUUACGAGCGCGGCAUGGAGUAUUUUGGAGAAGAUAACAUCAAUGAAAAGCUUCUCGUAGCUUUCGCCCUCUUCGAAGAGAGACAAAAGGAGCAUGAGCGAGCGCGUGUAAUUUACAAGUAUGGACUAGAUCACCUUCCUUCUGAACGUACAGGGGACAUUUUCAAACAUUACACCAUUCACGAAAAGAAGUUCGGAGAAAAGGCUGGUAUUGAAGACGUGAUUGUUAGUAAACGGCGCACACAAUACGAAAAGCAAAUAGCUGAAAACUCUUUCAACUACGAUGCGUGGUUCGAUUAUCUGCGAUUGCUAGAGAAUGAGGAAUGCCCUCGAGAUGAAGUAGAGGAUCUUUAUGAACGCGCCAUAGCAAAUAUCCCUCCUCAUGAUGAGAAACGUUAUUGGCGACGAUAUAUUUAUUUAUGGAUUAAUUACGCUCUUUAUGAAGAAUUAACAGCUCAUGAUAUGGAAAGAACGAGACAGGUAUACAAGGCUUGUCUCGAUAUUAUACCUCACAAAAAGUUUACGUUUGCAAAAAUAUGGAUUAUGUUCGCUCAUUUCGAAAUAAGGCAAAUGGAUUUGUCAGCAGCAAGGAAAAUUCUGGGAGUAUCCAUAGGAAAAUGUCCAAAAGAAAAGCUCUUCCGGGCGUAUAUUGAUCUCGAACUGCAAUUACGUGAAUUUGAUCGAUGUAGAAAGUUGUACGAGAAGUUCCUUGAAUUUUCUUCGGAGAACAGCAACACAUGGAUCAAGUUUGCCGAACUGGAAACACUUCUUGGUGACGUGGAUCGUGCUAGAGCUAUUUUCGAUAUCGCUAUUCAACAGCCGGCUCUAGAUAUGCCGGAGAUUUUAUGGAAAGCUUACAUCGAUUUUGAAAUCAACGCCGAAGAAUACGAAAAAGCACGCGAUCUCUACGAGGCAUUGUUGCAGCGUACGAAUCAUAUCAAGGUUCUCGAUCAAGUUUGGAUCUCGCUCGCUGAAUUCGAGCUAUUCAUAGGAAAUCACGAUGGAGCCAGAAAGGUUUAUGAUCGAGCAAAUCGUGCGUUGGAAAAUGCUGAGAAAGAAGAGCGUUUAAUGCUACUGGAAGCAUGGCUAGAAGCAGAGAAAAAGAUUGGUGAUAUCAACGCCAUACAAAAAGUAGAGAACAUGAUGCCACGCCGAGUGAAGAAACGGCGGCAAAUCCAAACAGAAGAUGGUGUGGAUGCUGGAUGGGAAGAGUAUUAUGAUUACAUUUUCCCACAGGAUCAAGCGGCCAAAGGAUCGUUCAAAUUGUUGGAGGCAGCAGCACGAUGGAAGCGGCAGCGUGAGCAAAUGGCUAAGGUUUGCCCAUCACACAUGGAUCUAACAGAAAGACUACUUAUUCUUUUGCCGUUCAGGAAGCACAGGCAGUUACUGAUGAUCGGGAUAUAG